CCACUAUCCCAGGAUUCCCGACUCCCGGUUUCCUGCCUUUCUCCCCUCCCAGCUCCCGGAGCCUGCGGGAGCGGCAAGAUGGCGGACGGAGACGGAUUGGGUGAAGCAGCCACUGCUACGGCAUCUCCUCCUGCACCUGCUCCGGGCCUGAGCCCGUCGCUCGGCUGGAGGGAGCGGCUGCGGGCCGGACUGGCGGGGACUGGGGCCUCGCUGUGGUUCGUGGCGGGGCUUGGACUGCUUUACGCUCUGAGGGUCCCGCUGAGGCUGUGUGAGAAUUUGGCUGCGGUGACAGUAUUUUUAAAUUCAUUGACACCAAAAUUCUAUGUGGCACUUACAGGAACAUCUUCUUUGAUAUCAGGACUAAUAUUUGUAUUUGAAUGGUGGUACUUUCAUAAACAUGGCACGUCUUUUAUUGAACAAGUAUCUGUGAGCCAUUUGCGACCACUGAUGGGAGGAACAGAAAGCAGCAUUUCAGAGCCAGGUUCUCCUUCUAGCAACAGAGAAAGUGAAACCAGCAGACAGAAUUUGUCAGAAUGCAAGGUAUGGAGAAACCCUCUAAAUCUUUUCAGAGGAGCAGAAUAUAGGAGAUACACUUGGGUGACUGGUAAAGAGCCACUUACAUACUAUGACAUGAAUUUGUCAGCUCAGGACCAUCAGACCUUUUUCACCUGUGACACGGACUUUUUACGUCCUUCAGACACAGUUAUGCAGAAGGCAUGGAGGGAAAGAAAUCCUCCAGCUCGAAUCAAAGCAGCCUAUCAAGCUUUAGAAUUAAACAAUGACUGUGCCACUGCAUACGUUUUACUGGCCGAGGAAGAAGCAACAACUAUUGUAGAUGCUGAAAGGUUAUUUAAACAGGCACUCAAGGCAGGAGAAACAAUUUACAGGCGGUCACAGCAGUGCCAGCAUCAAAGUCCUCAGCAUGAAGCUCAACUGCGAAGAGAUACCAAUGUACUGGUAUACAUCAAAAGAAGAUUAGCAAUGUGUGCAAGAAAAUUAGGAAGAAUAAGAGAAGCAGUAAAAAUAAUGAGAGAUUUGAUGAAAGAAUUUCCUCCUCUUACCAUGUUGAACAUCCAUGAGAAUCUCCUAGAAUCACUUCUGGAAUUACAGGCCUAUGCAGAUGUUCAGGCAGUCCUAGCAAAAUAUGAUGAUAUAAGCCUUCCAAAGUCAGCAGCAAUCUGUUACACAGCAGCACUAUUGAAGACAAGGACUGUUUCAGAUAAAUUCUCUCCUGAAACAGCUUCCAGAAGAGGGCUAAGCACAGCAGAAAUUAAUGCUGUGGAAGCAAUUCAUAGAGCUGUGGAAUUUAAUCCUCAUGUUCCAAAAUACUUACUAGAGAUGAAAAGUCUAAUUUUACCUCCAGAACACAUUCUGAAACGGGGUGAUAGUGAAGCAAUCGCCUAUGCUUUCUUCCAUCUUCAGCACUGGAAGAGAAUAGAAGGUGCUCUUAAUCUCCUACAGUGUACGUGGGAAGGCACUUUUAGAAUGAUUCCAUAUCCAUUAGAGAAAGGCCAUCUAUUUUAUCCUUAUCCCAGCUGCACAGAGACUGCUGAUAGAGAGCUAUUACCUACCUUUCAUCAUGUUUCUGUUUACCCAAAGAAGGAGCUUCCUUUUUUCAUCCAUUUCACAGCAGGACUGUGUUCUUCUACAGCAAUGAUAGCUCUUCUCACACACCAGUUUCCUGAAAUCAUGAGUGUUUUUGCUAAAGCUGUAAGUAUGAUCUCAAGGACUUGUGUAGAGUAUUUGUAAAACACAUAAGAAACCAUCUCUGAUCUGUUUGUGCUAAACCAGCUGAUCAGGGGAAGAUGUUUGUUACCGUAAAUUACAGGAAUUGAUUUGUCAAGUAGCUCCAUAAAUGUGUCAAACAUAAGUUUUUGGUGACUUGGGCUAUAUUUUUGUUGCGUAAACGUUUAAAGAAUACAGUGGUACAACAUGAUAAAGUCGGUCUUUGUAGAUCACUUUUGGUGGUAAAUAUAGCGCUGUUCCUAGCUAAGGAAUAACCCAGUUCUUUUCAUUGCUUUCUUUUUGGCAUUAAAAAAAAAUCCCUAUUUGGGAAACAAUUUCCUAUUUCAAUUUUUCCAUUUAAAUGAAAUUAUUAAUGAUAAAGUCUGCUGAUGGAGAGUAAGUAGUAAGUAGGUAAGAUGGACAGAUGGAGCAUUCGCCUGGGUACAGAAUAUGCUUCUCUACUCAAAGCUUCUCACUGUUUUAUCUGUGUAUUCUUAAUUGGCCUUCCCCAACCUUGGAUGUAGAACCAUGGAUAGACCUUUAUUCUCAUUUUUUCCUUUAAUUUGAACUACUUCCCCAUUUCCUGAGCCGAGUUCAGAUGGUACGUGAAGACUGAUAUUAGAGAGACUAUCCCACGACUAUUUACUCUUCUAUACAAACUUAAUAAUUAAUGUCACUGGCCCAAAGUAAAAUUACCAAAGAGAAGUCCCUUUUAAGUUGAUAAGCCUUUAAAAAUAGGUCUUUUUUAAAAAAAUUAACAUAUAAUGUAUUAUUUGUUUCAGGGGUACAGGUUUGUGAAUCAUCAGUCUUACACAGUUCACAGCACUCACCAUAGUACAUACCUUCCCCAAGGACUAUCACGCAUCCCUCCCAUGCCCCUAUCCUCCAGGAACCCUCAGUUUGUUUCCUGAGAUUAAGAGUCUCUAAUGGUUUGUCUUUUU
This is a messenger RNA of Mustela erminea (ermine), 2666 nucleotides long. It is a transcript of the gene ST7L, whose product is annotated as suppression of tumorigenicity 7 like. Gene Ontology annotation, molecular function: protein binding. The record is from RefSeq and is a predicted model, not a curated record. The transcript is spliced from 14 exons. NCBI's taxonomy places the organism in Eukaryota, Metazoa, Chordata, Mammalia, Carnivora, Mustelidae. Bases 79 to 1749 code for a protein of 556 amino acids.